GAAUUCCCCGGCGUUGUUUAUUUAGGCGAAACCUCAGCUGCUCAGACUCUGCACAGGGUUGCACGGUGUGUGUGGUAGUACUCGUAGUAAUGCAGUCCUUUCGAUUUUUGUUGCUUUGCUUCAAAAUGAAAACCAUGCUCGGCUAAAUCUGCGUUGCUGAGAGAGACAAAAACAGGAACAUGAAAUGGAGAUCACACGGGCCAGACCGUCCUUGUAUGGAGAAAUCGCACACGGCCUUGGAUUCUGGACAGACCGGUCAGCAGUGCACGAGGCUGCUGCACAAGGCAGGGCCUUCCAGUUGCAGCAGCUGAUCGAGGGAGGUGCCGCAGUUAACAUAGUGGCUGUGGACUCCAUCACCCCCCUGCACGAGGCCUGUAUACAGGGACAGGCCCAGUGUGUUAGACUGCUGCUGGAUGCUGGCGCACAGGUGGAUGCUCGUAACAUCGAUGGUAGCACGCCGCUGUGUGAUGCGUGUGCAGCUGGAAGUCUGGAUUGCGUCAAGCUGCUGCUGGAGUAUGGAGCAACUGUAAAUCCUCCCCUGUUCACCUUCUCACCUCUUCAUGAAGCCUGCAUGGGAGGGAAUUCAGAUUGUGUUCAGCUCAUGAUCAAUCAAGGAGCUCACAUGGAGGCCCAUGACUGCCACUAUGGGACACCGCUCCAUGUAGCCUGUGCCAGGCAACAUUAUGACUGCGCCAAAGUUCUCCUCAACGCAGGGGCAAACGUGAAUGCUGCCAAGCUCCACGAGACAGCUCUUCAUCACGCAGCCAAGGCAAAAAACACAGAUUUGAUUGAGUUGCUUGUGGAGUUUGGGGGGAAUGUGUACGCCACGGAUAACCUGAACAAGAAACCUAUCCACUACACCACUCUGGGAUCCCCAUCGUAUCUCUGCCUCGAGUUCUUUGAGAAAUACCCCCUGAGUUUACAGCAGAUCAGCAGGGUGGCAGUGAGGAGGAUUCUCGGCACAAGAGCGCAUAAAGUUGUUUCUAGGCUGGACUUGCCUAAUCGUAUCAUAAGCUUCCUGUCUUACAUUCCGGCUCCAGUCAUUGAAAUUUAAUCGCUGGUUGCAACGGCUGUUCCUGUGGCCCUUUCUUCUGAAAAUCAUGUGACAGGAUGUUUGAGCUGACAGUGAUACCACACAUUUCCCAAACUAGAUGGGUGUAUAGAUUUUUAUUUUAUUUUAUUUUUUUCAGUUAAAUACAAUGACUUUUUGUCUAAGCAAACUGAAAAUGGGAUUUUUUUUUUUUUAAGGUCAUAGCUACAGCAACAAAUUAUUCUGACAAACGGAAAGAAAACCCUGCAGUAUUUAGCCUUGACGUUUGACGUAGUUGGCAAACCUUAGCCUCUGCAUCAAAUGAAUGUUAGGUCAAAUGUUUUUUAAUGCCCUUUUCCUCUAAUUUGCUCCACCCAAUACCGAGAAAAAUCUCCGCACCUUCUAGUGUUUAGGGCUUUGUUCCUUGGUAGGUUGUGCACAAUUUAGGCAAGCAAUUUGCUGCUCUGUGCGAAGACCGAAAGAUUAAUUUUUGCCUUUUAAGGCCAUGCACAGCAAGUGUCAACCUUACACAGGGGGUUUCCAUAUUUUAGAUGUCCUUUGAGAACUGUGGUGGUGUGUGCCGACUUGUCUGGCACAUUCCCGGUGUGUAUUUGUUGCAACAGGCCAAGUUCUACCUUUUAAUAUCCAUUAUUAGUAGUUUUGAAUUCAUGUACUCCCCACCCCAUACUGAUACCAAGUCCUGAAUUGGUAUCAGUAUCGGAGCGCACCUGUGUGUAUUCAGAGGCUUUGGGAGCACCACUCAUCAUUUCACAUUUCUUGGAAUAAUUUGUGUUGAUAUAACACCGUUUGCUUUGUGGAGUUUGAGAUGACAAGAAAAUACUUGUUUUGUGUCAAGAACAAGACAAGUAUUUUCUUGCUAUACUUGUCCAAGUAUGUGUGAAUGUAAGUUUGAAGACCAAAAAAAACUAAAACCCUGCAAUAUCCUGUAAUACUACAUUAACUGUUUUGGCAACAUGUGGUUUGAUUACUAGGACUGCAUAUGAAUAUGAAUUUGUAUGUAUUCUGUAAGUAUUUAUUUUUAAUGUAAAUUUGUACAUAAUACAGAUGGUUCUACCUCUAUCAAAUCUGUGUAAAUAAAUACCAGAUGACUACCACAUGAAUUUAAAAAUAA
This is a messenger RNA of Maylandia zebra (zebra mbuna), 2162 nucleotides long. RefSeq names its product ankyrin repeat and SOCS box containing 13b (gene asb13b). Gene Ontology annotation, molecular function: protein binding. The record is from RefSeq and is a predicted model, not a curated record. Gene Ontology annotation, biological process: protein ubiquitination; positive regulation of protein catabolic process; intracellular signal transduction. NCBI's taxonomy places the organism in Eukaryota, Metazoa, Chordata, Actinopteri, Cichliformes, Cichlidae.